AUGCCUCGAUUCACUACCAACCACUGCGACACGCUCAUCGACACCAUCAUCGCCAAUUGGCUCGAGUGUCCCUCGCGCCUGCUAGACGACGAGAUCCAGCCCACCGAAAACCCCAGAGACUGGGACAUCGGCCUGCUCGCCGCCCUCGCUGACCUCACCGAGAUCACCAGCAUGGAAGAUGGUGACGAUACGAAGCGCACCACGGCGCUGCAGAUGCUGCAGAGUCCAUGUGAGGCGCGCUGCGUGUAUGCCAACGACCCGCAGGAGGCGCUGGAUUUGAAGGCGCUGAGAGUGGAGGACGUCGAGUCGGUCAUCAGACAGAUGGGCGGCCGCAAAGAGAAGGCGAAGCCGCAGACUCGUGUCAGCGUCGCGGCUGGUGAGCCUGUCCCGCUGCGUUUGGAGAGCACUGAGAUGGUUCCGCGUGUCGCGACGCCGUAUCCGUCGUCGCAACAGGUGUCGCGGGCGGGUACGCCUGACCCUUCUUACGACUCCCUCUUCGGCAGUUCGCCCUCGCCAGAGCUCAUCCAGGCGCCGACAUUGCCGUCUGAGCAGCCGACCCGCCUGACUUCAGGCCUCUGGCAGCCUCCUGGCCCCCUUUUCGCGUCGCGCUUGCAGCCAACGCACGCUGUGCCGCACUCCCCGGUGCGCCAGCGCCUGGUGCUUUCAGAGGAGCGACGCAAGAUCAUUCGCGCGCGCAAGAUGCGCAACCUCAGGAAUCAGCUUGAGGGCCAGAACUUCGGUUUCGACCGGACUGUGACGAAACGAGAGUUGUGGGAGAUGGAGGAUGAGGCGGAGGAUGAGGAGCAGCAGGAGCAGGAGUCGAAGAGGAUGAGGUUUGAGUAG
This is a messenger RNA of Parastagonospora nodorum SN15, 843 nucleotides long. RefSeq lists its product as hypothetical. The transcript has a single exon. The record is from RefSeq and is a predicted model, not a curated record. Lineage: Eukaryota; Fungi; Ascomycota; Dothideomycetes; Pleosporales; Phaeosphaeriaceae. Bases 1 to 843 code for a protein of 280 amino acids.